AUGUCCGGCUAUCCAAAUCCUAAUGACUACUCAUGGCAACCUCAAAAUAAUACUCCUAACUAUUCAUUCAAUACGUCGAAUACGUUUGGUGAUUCACAAACUUUAGAUUUUCAGAAUUUCACUGCUGACCAGCAAAAUUACUCAUUUGAUCAAGGACAGAGUAUUCCUGCUAACAACAAUCAGUACUAUAAUCCUAAUUUAUUCACACCUGCACCCAUACCUGGGGAAUCAACCACAGAUGCUACAGAAUUCGAUGAACCACCACUUCUCGAUGAAUUGGAGAUUUACCCUGACAGAAUACUAGAAAAAACUUUAGCAGUUCUAAAUCCUUUCCAUGGACAGUCCAAAGCAGAUGAUGCAAAUUUCUUACUUAAAGAUACAGAUAUUGCUGGACCAAUAGCAUUUUGUUUAGCAUUAGCAGUAUGUCUAUUUCUUUCUGGUAACAAAGCACAUUUUGGAUAUGUAUAUGGCUUAUCUCUAAUGUCUGUUUUUCUGAUGUACUUUCUACUAUCACUUAUGAGUCGUACAGAAGGUGUAUUCACUGUAUACAGUGUAGCGAGUGUGUUAGGAUACUGUAUGCUUCCAAUGGUAGCCUUAGCUGGUUUGGGCAUUUUUAUAACACUAGAUGGUAAUAUUGGCUAUAUUCUAUCCGCAAUAGCUGUUAUCUGGUCGGCUUUAUCAGCCAGCCGUCUGUUUGUUACUAUGUCUGGAGAUGCAGAACAAAGGCCACUCAUUGCAUACCCAUGUGCUUUAGUUAAUGGAGUUUUUGCUCUACUUGUUUUAUUUUAA
Danaus chrysippus (African queen) is the source of this 789-nucleotide messenger RNA. The record is from the annotation of a GenBank genome assembly. Lineage: Eukaryota; Metazoa; Arthropoda; Insecta; Lepidoptera; Nymphalidae.